This is a messenger RNA of Alternaria postmessia, 450 nucleotides long. RefSeq lists its product as uncharacterized. The record is from RefSeq and is a predicted model, not a curated record. The coding region runs from base 1 to 450 and encodes 149 amino acids. Lineage: Eukaryota; Fungi; Ascomycota; Dothideomycetes; Pleosporales; Pleosporaceae. The transcript has a single exon.
AUGUCCACAAGCAUCCUAUGGAUGAACAGCCCAUGGCGUAACCCCGCGAUUGUUUUCGAGGACCUGCCAGAGUCGCUCAUCCUUGAAGACCUAAAACGAUCGUGGCACUUCCAAAGAGAGGCACACUUCCGCUGGAUGCAAAAGUUUAUUUGGACCACGAACGACUGCUAUCGCAUUGUCCUUCGUAACGUCGAAGGCAUGGUAGGCGACAUAGCAAAGGAGAUGUGCAAUAAGCCUACAACUUUCUAUUGGCUUCAGUCUGCGCAGAAAGGUGCACCCGAUGCCGCCGAGAAGUCUAACAUGGCUGGUAUAGUCUUUGCAGCUAUAUACGAAGAAUGGCAUGGAAGCUCUGUUGGGCCAAACAUCGAGUUUGGUCAUUUCUUCGCAGCACCCGUUCGAAUUACAGCUACGGGCCCAUCGAGCCUACCACAAAUCUUGAGGGCACAUUGA